UGAAAAGAGAACUCAGUUCCCUAGAGAAGAAGAGAACCAAGCAGAGACGUCUCCACCUCUCCAGGGUGUGCGCUGGGGCUUGGGAUAGGGAGGCAGAGAUUCCUGGGAAGGAUAUGUUCCAGGAUGAGUUCCAGACCUAUGGAUUGCCUCUCAGAAGGUGCACACAGGAGAGACAGACCCUGUAAGGGGCUCCUGAUCAUAGCCUCCGUGCUCAGCUGCUGGAGCCAGCCGACAUCUGUUCUAGCAUCUUCCAUCACAGCUGUGCCAAGCCCGCCCUAUGGGAUGGUGGGCAGCAAUGUCACCUUGACCAUCCAGGGCUUCCUGAAGCCCCCUUGGAGGUACACCUGGUACAGGAAGUCAACAGACCCCUCCAACGAGAUCGCCAGCUACGUCGUUCGUGAUGGAGUACAGACCCCGGCCACGAACCGGGAGAAGGUGUUCGCCAACGGCUCUCUGCUCAUCCCCAACCUCACCUUCAGGGACAACGACGACUACAUCGUCCAAGUCUUCUACUCAGAAUCGGAAGUAACAACGGCCAGGGCACACCUCCAGGUGUUCAGUCCACGUUCCAGAAUGAUCACAGCUGGCAUUUUGAUUGGAGUUGUGGCUAAGGUGGCUUUGAUUGGGUCUCUCAUCUAUGUCCUGUGCAUCAGAAAGACUGGAGGGGCUUCUCGUGGUAGGCAGGGAGAUUCAAAGCAAGGAGGGAAAAUUCAUCUGGCCCAGAAAGAAAGUGAGAACUCCAUUCCAUUCAUGAACAAAUGGCUUCAAGUCCCACUUCGGCUUGCACAGGGCCAUGGCUCUUCCUCUCUCUCCUCUGCUGCCCCAUCCGAAAACAUCUACCAGACUCUGGAAGUCACCCAAGAAGACAUUUAUGAAAAGAUCAUACCCAGGAAGAAACCUCAAGCCCAGAGAAAAGGCAGAUUCAUCCAAUCCUAGAAUUCAGAGCUCAAAGCCGGCUUAGAAGUCCUUGCAUCUUGACACAAGUGAAACCCAAUGGAACUGCUCAUCGGCUAUGAGAGGGAGUGGGAAGAGGGAAGGGAAAGAACAUGAGUCAGGGAACCAUGGGAAAAUAGUCCAAAUUAAUUAAUUAAUUAGAUAAGUAAAUAAACAAACAAAUAAUAAAAAAAGAA
This is a messenger RNA of Monodelphis domestica (gray short-tailed opossum), 1130 nucleotides long. RefSeq names its product cell adhesion molecule CEACAM5-like. NCBI's taxonomy places the organism in Eukaryota, Metazoa, Chordata, Mammalia, Didelphimorphia, Didelphidae. The record is from RefSeq and is a predicted model, not a curated record. Gene Ontology annotation, biological process: regulation of immune system process; signal transduction. Gene Ontology annotation, molecular function: protein tyrosine kinase binding. Gene Ontology annotation, cellular component: cell surface; plasma membrane.